This is a messenger RNA of Triticum aestivum (bread wheat), 2382 nucleotides long. Its product is annotated as wall-associated receptor kinase 3. The coding region runs from base 1 to 2148 and encodes 715 amino acids. Gene Ontology annotation, cellular component: plasma membrane. The transcript is spliced from 2 exons. The record is from RefSeq and is a predicted model, not a curated record. Gene Ontology annotation, biological process: cell surface receptor signaling pathway; protein phosphorylation. Gene Ontology annotation, molecular function: ATP binding; polysaccharide binding; protein serine/threonine kinase activity. Lineage: Eukaryota; Viridiplantae; Streptophyta; Magnoliopsida; Poales; Poaceae.
AUGAAGUUUCGCUUCUUCUUCCUCCUCAUGGUUGCGUUGCUAGGGACGCAGACAACACGAGCGUCUGGCGCCCUAGCGACAAAUGGCCGGGCGUAUGAGGAGGGCAAUCUUGUCAUCCCGUCCCCGGCCAUGCUCCGCGGGUGUCCGAAAACGUGCGGCAAAGUCAGCUUCGACUACCCGUUUGGCAUCGGCUCCGGCUGCUUCCGCGACCCCGACUUCAACCUGACCUGCGUCGUCGACGGCAGCACGGGCACCCACAAGCUCUUCUUGCACGACGGUAUCACCGAGGUCGUCGACGGCGGCAUCGACGCUGGCUGGUCGCGCACCAUAAGCAUCGCCUAUGCCAACAACGCCGUCGUCACCGCUGGCAAGGACGUUUACAACUUGUCCUCUUGGUCACCCCCCGGGAGAUCUUUUGUCGGAUUCAGUGGCAAAAUAAACGUCACCGGCUGCGGCUUUGACGUGUUCAUGCUCGACCACGACUCGAACUCAACCUUCAAGGUCUGCUCGACCACCUGCCCCGGUAGCGAGAUCACGGAGGCGACGGCCAGGCAGAACUGCAACGGCACCUGGUGCUGCUCCUUCCCAAUUAUAAACGGUAACUUCCGUGGGUUUCAGUUCAGCUUUGUCCGGCUGCGCGGCCAAGACAUCAGGGUGAACCGCACAAGUCCUCUGUGGAACAAGGUCAGCGUAACAACUGUUUAUGCAAACCUGGGAUGGAAUGUGGCGGAUCAGGCAAACUGUGCCGACGCUGAGGGAGACGCAGCGACCUACGCCUGCCGCAGCAACAAUAGCAGCUGCGUUGAUAGUCUGGUGACGCGUAGAGGCUACUGGUGCUACUGCAACGGCGGCUUCCUUGGCAAUCCCUAUGUUCCCCAAGGCUGCUCACGCGACAAAGGUAUCAUCAUUGGGUUGUGUAGUGGCUCAGGGGUUCUGCUUCUCAGCUUGACUGGAGUUCUCAUGGUACGGAGAUGGAAAAGAUACAUCCAAAUGCAGUUACGGAGGAAAUAUUUUAGGAAAAACCAAGGUCUUCUUUUAGAACAACUUAUAUCGUCAGAUGAAAAUGCAAGUGACAAGACAAAGAUUUUCUCCGUGGAAGAACUAGAAAAGGCAACAGACAAUUUCCAUCAAAUGCGUAUCGUAGGCCGCGGAGGCCACGGCAUGGUUUACAAGGGCAUACUAUCUGACCAAAGGGUGGUGGCAAUAAAAAAGUCUAAGGUCAUUGAGGCAGGUGAGAUCAAUCAAUUCAUCAAUGAGGUCGCCAUCCUCUCCCAAAUAAACCACAGAAACAUCGUAAAGCUCUUCGGAUGUUGUCUUGAAACUGAGGUACCUCUGUUAGUAUAUGAUUUUAUCCCCAAUGGAUCGUUGUUCAGUGUUCUUCAUUCGGAUUCAAGCACUAGUUGUUUAUCAUGGGUUGAUUGCAUAAGGAUUGCUGUGGAAGCUGCAGGAGCUCUCUCUUAUCUCCAUUCCGCAGCUUCAAUAUCGGUCUUUCAUCGUGAUGUGAAAUCAUCCAAUAUUCUCUUAGAUGGAAACUACACAGCUAAAGUUGCUGAUUUUGGUGCUUCGAGACUAGUUUCUAUUGACCAAACUCACAUUGUAACAAAUGUACAAGGCACAUUUGGGUACCUAGAUCCGGAGUAUUACUACACUGGACAACUCAAUGAGAAAAGUGAUGUCUACAGUUUUGGUGUGGUACUCAUUGAGCUACUUCUGAGGAAAGAGCCAAUAUUCACAAGUGAAUCAGGCUCGAAGCAAAACUUGUCAAACUAUUUUCUUUCGGGGUUGAAAAUGAGACCGGUUACAGAAAUAGUACAUGCUCAAGUUCUUGAUGAAGCAACUGAGGAAGAGAUUAGCAGCGUAGCUUCCCUUGCAGAGAUGUGCUUGAGGCUCCGAGGUGAGGAUAGACCGACCAUGAAACAUGUGGAGAUGGCUUUGAGGAUUCUGCAAACAGAAAGGUUAAAACUGUGCAAUGUUGAUCCAAAGAACGGACAAGAGAGGGAACCAGUGCUAACUCCACCAAGAGGAGAGGAUAGCUCUGAUGAGUUGGUUGCUUCUGAUUGUGCCAACGCUAAUUUUCCAUCUGAAAACAUCAAACAGUGCUAUAGCUUUGAGCAAGAGUUCAUGUCAUAUGAUGGUGUUUCACGCUAGAUGUGUGUAUAAAUCUAGCCUCUACGCUUACUGCGCCUCUGAUCAUUCGUCCUUUAUGUAUCAAUAAAUAAGCACAUAUGUAUGUUUUUAAGGCCAUGCACGAUGUAGCCAUGUAGUCGGUAGUGUAAGUUUUACUUCACAGGUCUGUUGUGAAGAAACUACUAUACCAAACUUUGUGUUAUCCUGUGAAGUCCACUCUAUGUAGGUUGUCUAGCUUCAUUCUUGAGUGGCCAA